AUGCACCUUACCAUGAGUGCAUUGAUACUAGCGGCCACAGCUGUCACUGCUCACCCCGGAUCCCAUUCUAGUCGUCGACCACCUUUUCAGGGCGACUUUACAAUCAAUCAAUACCAACUCUACCCCGAGAACGCAGACUUCGACUUCAAGACCGGCAAGCUCUACAUCGGCCAGCUCUGGAACGCCUCGCUCGGCAUCUACGAUCCUUACACCCAGCACCAUGAAGUCGUCGACUUCCCGGGUAUCUCUCACAACCCACUGCUCAACAUGGGGGGCGUCGGCGUAGAAACGCGCACCGGCCGCGUAUCCAUUGUCGCAAACGGGCCUUUGGAGUUCCCCACCAACGGCGCGAACAUCGCUGGUGAUCGCUGGCUUAUCUCGUACGAUGCGAAACAGAAGAAGGAGGUCUACCGUGUGAACCUCACUGCUACCUCGCAGGGGAAAUAUGGCGGCUUCCAGGACGUCGAUUACGAUCCCGCUGGUAACACAUUCGUCGUUGGCUCGUUCCCUGGCACACUUACUAAGGUGUCUAAAGACGGGAAGAGGGUUACGCCGUGGUAUCUCCCCGCUACCAUCAAUAGCACCAAUAAGGGCUUGACCGGUAUUGCGACUGUUGGAUGGGAUUUACUGGCCUACGGCGACGAAAGCGGCGAGCUGUGGAAGUUCGACACCCGCGCUGAGAAGGGCGUCCCGACUGUUGUGCCUGUGAGCAGAAACCACACCUUUGCCCCUAGCGAUGCUAUAUACCUGCCACUCAAGUACGGAAACAAGGUCUUGCUCGUUGCGCAUAGCGCUGCGGGCGUGAGCGUGUUCGAGUCGAAGGACGGGUGGAAGAGCGCGAAGUACAAGGGUACUGUGCCGCUACCUCAGCUCGACCCCGGAACUGUCCUCGUAGCACCCGUCCAGAUCGGUGACGGCAUCUACCAAAUCUUCGCGUACUUCGGCGAUUCGGGUCUCGGCGGACAGGGUACAGCGGGCAACCGAACACAGUUCCCUUUCCACGAUAUCUCAGAUCAAGUGGACAUGCUGCUAGGGAAGUGUGACAAGGAACAUCAGCGACGGUCUGAGGACGAGGAGAUCCCUGCAUCGCAUUGGUACUACAAAGUACAUCAGCGACGAAGCGAGGAGACAGGAGCUGUGAACCCGGCGAGCUGGUAUUACAAGGGCCAGGAACGACGAGAUGAGGCUGUUGGAGAAGAGAUCAUAGAAACGGCCGGUUGGUACUACAAGGGUCAUCAGCGAAGGAGCGAGCAGUUCGAGGAGGCUGGUCUCGAGACAGCGGGGUGGUAUUACAAGAGUGGAGGAUCAUGA
Molecule: messenger RNA, 1311 nt
Organism: Didymosphaeria variabile
Lineage: Eukaryota; Fungi; Ascomycota; Dothideomycetes; Pleosporales; Didymosphaeriaceae
Exons: 2
Coding region: 1-1311 (436 amino acids)
Source: RefSeq, a predicted model, not a curated record